UGGGUGUCUGUGUUCACUAUAGGUUUCACGGAGCGUCUGGAUCCAUUCAGCGUUCGCAAACGUAUUGAUCGGUCCUGGAAUCGGGGAUACGUCUGACCUCCUGUGCGAUGGACACUACCUCUUUUAUAAGUGCUCAGUGUGAGAGGAACAGGAUACCUGGAGAUGUUCUUUAUGAAGCACUGCAAGACCUGGAGCAAUGUGACUUCAAACGAUUUAAGGACAGGUUGACUGAUUUCUCCUAUGGAGGGCGACCCCCCAUCUCUCGUGGGCGCUUGGAAAAUGCAGAUUAUGUUGCCAUAAAAAACCUUCUUAUAGAUGUUUACGGAGAGGAAGCAGCACUGGAUGUGACCAUACGGGUCUUCAAACUCAUCAAUUUUGUUGGCCUCGCAGAGAAUCUCCGGCAGAAGGUGACACAACAUGGAGCUGUGAGGUGGGUGCCUUCUUGUAUCCUUGAUCAGCCUGAAAGAGGGAGCCUGCCUGGCACUCCUGCUCUUUUGUACCUCCCAGUUAAUCCAGUGAAGAUGUCUUCAAACACCACACUUGAAGAUAACCGAUUAAUGUAUGUGAAUUAUGUGAGAAAAAAAUACCAUCGAAUUGAAGAUCGUAAUGCAAGGAUAGGGGAGGUUGUCUUUCUAGACAAGAGAUACACCAACCUUUUACUGAUCAAGAGCCAUCGGGGUGAAGAGGAGAGACAACAUGAACUAACAUCCUCAGGCCAGAGGCAUCUACAGAUUAUGGCAAACAGAUCAUCAAAUGAGUAUUCCCCAACCACUAUUCAAGAUCUUUUUGAUUCCGACGAUGAUGAGACUGUUCCCAAUGCUGUGGUGUUACAGGGACCUGCUGGGAUAGGAAAAACGAUGACCUCCCAAAAGAUCAUGCUGGACUGGGCCUCUGGCAAUCUGUAUAUAGACAAGUUUCAUUUUGUGUUCUACAUAAGCUGUAGAGAAGUCAACAGCAUCACUGGUAAAAUAAGCCUAGCUGGAUAUUUAUCCAACUAUUGUGGACUGACAUGUCCAUCUGAUUUUUUGCGGUCAAUCUUCUUAAACUCUGAAGGGAUUCUUUUUAUUGUUGACGGUUUUGAUGAACUAAAAUUGUCUUCAAUGAAUGACACUGAGGUUUGUGACGACCCCUUUCAGAUGGUCUCUGGAGAGAUCUUUCUGAACAGUCUGUUUAGGAAAAAAUUGCUCAGGGAAAGUUCACUAAUCAUCACCACAAGACCAUUCUCAUUGAUGCAGUUGAAGAACCUUGUGAAAAACCCCCGAUAUGUGGAAAUUCUGGGAUUUACAGGGAAGGACCGUGAAGAAUAUUUUUACUGUUUUUUUGAAACCAAAGAACAAGCAGAUCUGGCUCUUAGUGCGAUUAAGGACAACGAUACUCUGUUCACCAUGUGUUCUGUCCCUAUAACUUGCUGGAUUGUAUGUACUGUAAUAAAACAGCAACUAAGAGAAGGACUUGGUGUGGUUGAUUGCAAGACCUCCACAUCCAUUUAUCUACUGUACCUAAAGAGUUUAAUAAAGUAUCACGGAAGGAACUCUGCCCAGUCUGUGAACACAUGUAUAAAGAGGUUGUGUACUUUGGCCAAUAAAGGAGUUUGGGACGGAAGAAUUCUAUUCGAAGAAGGAGAUCUUAGAAGACAUACAGUGUCUAUGUCGGAGCUUGAGUCUGUGUUUCUGAAUGAGAACAUCUUUCAAAGGGACGUUGACACCCACACGUGCUACAGCUUCAUCCAUCUGAGCGUACAGGAGUUCUUUGCUGCUCUCUACUAUGUCCUGGGCGGAUCGAAGUUUUACUACUUCUUGACAAGGAAAAAACUCAAGGCUCUCCUGGAAGCAUCAAGUUCUCAUCCACAUCUAACAUUAGUUGUGCGAUUCUUAUUUGGUUUUUUAAGUGAAAGAAAAAUUGGGGAGACUCUGAGGAGCAUUGGCUGCACCAUUACCUUCCGAGCCAAACCUGUCUUGGAGAAAUGGUUGGAAAGAAGUCUGUCAGAACACCAUAACGAAAUACUUUGCUGCCUUUAUGAGACCCAGGAUAAGGACUAUAUAAGGAGAAUGAUGUCUCACAUACCUCAUGUAAACAUUGAAGGUCUUUAUCAUGGUGGAAAAAGAGUCCAGGAGAAUAUUGGUGCCCAGGCCCUAGCCUACUGCUUGGAGAGAAGUCCAGAAGAACAUAUUAUCACUUUUAGGGACUACAUAAUAGGACCAAAGGCUCGGAAUGUUCUAUCUCCGGCACUUUCCAAAUGUUCACAAAUUCGGUUCAUAGGCUGCAGAUUUCCCGAUAACAGGGAAGACGUGUAUCAGGAUGACUCUAGGUUGUCCGGGCUGCUGACACCGUGCCGGAUCCAGGAUCUAGAUCUGUGUCAUUGUAAAGUGACCUCAGCCUGCUGUGAUGAUCUCCGCAUUUUGAUCACUGAGAGCCGCUCUCUCCUCCGACUGGUCCUGUCCGUGAAUGAUCUGCAGGACUCUGGUGUACAACGUCUGUGUGAUGGACUAAGACAACCAGGCUGCACCCUACAAGAGCUUAGUUUGCAGUGCUGUGGUCUGACGUCCUCCUGCUGUGAUGAUCUCCGCUCUGUUAUUAUCACAAACCGGUCUCUGGUCACCCUGGACUUGGCACUGAACUUUCUUCAGGACUGUGGCAUACAAGCUCUGUGUGAGGGACUCAGACAUCCAGACUGUAGUCUACAAGAACUUAGGGUAUGGCACUGCAGUCUGACCCCCGCCUGCUGUGCUGAUCUCCGCUCUUUGAUUACUACAAACCGCUCCCUGGUCACCCUGGAACUAGGAAGGAACAACCUGCUGGACUCGGGAGUAAAACUUCUUUGCAAGGGACUGAGGCAUCCAGAUUGCACCCUGCAACGUCUUAUUCUGUGUCAUUGUAAAAUGACCUCAGCCUGCUGUGAUGACCUCCGCACUGUGAUCACUGAGAGCUGCUCUCUUCUCCGACUGGACCUGUCCGUGAAUGAUCUGCAGGACUCUGGGGUACAACGUCUGUGUGAUGGACUAAGACACCCAGGCUGCACCCUACAAGAGCUUAGCUUGCAGUGCUGUGGUCUGACCUCCUCCUGCUGUGAUGAUCUGCGCUCUGUUAUUACCACAAACCGGUCUCUGAUCCACCUGGACCUUUCACUGAACGAUCUUCAGGACUGUGGAAUAAAAGUUCUGUGUGAGGGACUCAGACAUCCAGAGUGUACCCUGCAAAAACUUACGGUAUGGCACUGCAGUCUGACCCCCGCCUGCUGUGCUGAUCUCCGCUCUGUGAUUACUACAAAUCGCUCUCUGAUCACCCUGGAACUAGGAAGGAACAACCUGCUGGACUCUGGAGUAAAACUUCUGUGCAAGGGACUGAAGCAUCCAGACUGCACCCUGCAACGUCUUACGUUACGUGGCUGUGGUCUGACCUCCUCCUGCUGCGACAAUCUCCGCUCUGUCCUGAUUACAAACCGCUCUCUGAUCUCUCUGGACCUGAGAGGAAAUAACCUGCAGGACUGUGAAGUAAAACUUCGGGAGUCUGUGCGGCCGGCUCUCAGGCUUCUGGAUCUACUUUAUUAAGUGAAUGUAACUUUGCAUUUACUGUGUGUUCUGCUCCAUAUCUGAAGAGAGAAAACAGAAUAUUUGUAAUAGGAGGCACAGCGACUUCAUUUGUUUUAUAAUAAGGAGAAAAAGUGAAAUAAAAAAUAAAAAAAUUAAGACAGCUGACUGUGGGUUUUACUUAUCCUAUUACACAUA
Molecule: messenger RNA, 3725 nt
Organism: Pseudophryne corroboree (corroboree frog)
Lineage: Eukaryota; Metazoa; Chordata; Amphibia; Anura; Myobatrachidae
Product: NACHT, LRR and PYD domains-containing protein 12-like
Exons: 14
Coding region: 108-3548 (1146 amino acids)
Cellular component (GO): cytoplasm
Molecular function (GO): protein binding
Source: RefSeq, a predicted model, not a curated record